AUGUUUCGACAAUGGGCCGAAUCCCGAAACUUGGGUCUACCGACCUCCAUCGUGACGCUAUUCCUGCGAGAUGGAACGCUGUACAUGGUUGCGAUUAUGGCGCUAGAUUUGUCGCAGCUGUUCUUAUUUGUACCAAGAUCAGAUGCUCCGUACGUCCAACCGCUGGCCCAGGUCUUGCCUUCCGUUGCCAUCUGCCGCCUUAUUCUCAAUUUGCGACAAUGCAACAAGGACAAAGAAAACUCCCAAUGGCAAACGAAUGGCUCCUCUCGCGCGAGCCCCAUGUUAUUCCAAGCGCUCCGUGAUGGGAUGAGCAACAUGGGCGAGACUUUUGAUAACAUGGAGGACGAGGAGCGGGACGACUCUGAUGACCCGACCGCGUUGGUCCAUGCAGGCGGACAUGAGGUGCCGAGCACCUUCUCCGGCUCUCUUAAGCUAGUGGUUUCGCAAUUUUGA
Molecule: messenger RNA, 453 nt
Organism: Phanerochaete carnosa HHB-10118-sp
Lineage: Eukaryota; Fungi; Basidiomycota; Agaricomycetes; Polyporales; Phanerochaetaceae
Exons: 5
Coding region: 1-453 (150 amino acids)
Source: RefSeq, a predicted model, not a curated record